Messenger RNA from Panthera uncia (snow leopard), 1415 nucleotides. RefSeq names its product chromosome D3 C22orf15 homolog (gene CD3H22orf15). The annotation marks the transcript as partial. Lineage: Eukaryota; Metazoa; Chordata; Mammalia; Carnivora; Felidae. The transcript has 4 exons. The record is from RefSeq and is a predicted model, not a curated record.
AGACCUGUUCCCUCCUCGGGUUACAGAAGAGAUGAAAGCAAGACAGAUGGUCCCAACUGGGAGAAACAGAGGGUCCCAUUCACUCACCUCUGCCCUGUCCCUACAGCUGGCUGCUGGGAGCUGGUGAACACUUGGUGCAGCCUGGUGAUACUCACUGCCCACUUGAGGCAGAGGGGGCAGGUGCCCCCAGAUGCGACCAUUGCCCUCCUGGCUGAGGAUGGGCACCUGGUGAGCCUGGAUGAAGGGGCUUCCCAGGCCCCUUCCAUGGGCAGCCCCCUGCUGCAGGAGCGUGGGACCUAUGUCCUUGUGCAGAUCAUCAAGGGGGAUGAUGGGGCCCCCACCCGCUAUGAGUCCCUACUGGAGAACCUGGAUGACCAGUGUCCAGAGCUGGCAGAGGAGCUUCGCUGCCUGUCAGGCCUACAACCCACAAGUGAUGGCCGGAGGAGGCGCACGAGCACUCGGCGUGACCACCAGGAGCAAGGCCCCCUUUCAAAGCCACGAAGGAAGGGCUCCCUGCCAUCCAGGACCCAUUAGCUGGGGCCAGGAGCCAGGUAAGGAGGAGACACAGACACCUGGAGGAAUGCUCACACCCAGAAGUCCCAGCGAACAGACUUAUGUGUGCUGAGAGGUAGACUCCAAACCCCCCUCCCCCAGAAAACCCCACACGCAGAAGUACAUACAAGCUAGAACACAGUGCACCAAGAGACAUUCCCACCACUCCACUGGAAUAUAAACGCCCAAGGGCAGGAACAUCCUCAGUGCCCCCAGAGAUAUCGAAUAGGGCCUGGCACACAGUAGGUGCUCAUCACAGAGCUGGUGAACUCAAGGAAGGCAGUAGCACAGAGCACAUGAUAGUGAGGUCUGCCCUGGGAUCUAAGGGCCUGCUUCUCUGUUUCAGCAGUCCCUGUGACCUGGCACAUCACAGCCAAGUGGCUGAGCUGGACUCAGAUCCAAGGGGGUUGGCCAUGACCUCUGCCAUGUGUGAUCAGGCCCAAACAGAUAGCAGCCCAGUGGCAUUCUUCUUGCAGAAUCUGGAAUUACUGAGAAGCUGCCAUCAGCAAGAGGGGCAAGGUCACAGACUGGACGUGAGGCCACCAAGGGGGGGCCCCUAAGAUGUGGGUGCAGAGAAGGGGAUCCAAAGGUGUGGGGGCAAGCAACCCUGACAGGGGGAGACAACAGGCUUAUCCAGGGAUUCCAGCACCUAGAGUCAGGUGCCCUUGGGGUCCCUGCUAACGACUCAUCCCUAUUUGGAUUGUCAAGGUCAUCAAAUUACAACAGGGCUCCUCCCCCUCCCGCACCCAGGAUGCUGGCUGGCAUGAAGUGAAACAUUCCACCCCUCAGUUGGACAUCCAUCCAUGCCCCCUGACCCCACCCCAGCAGAUAAACUAAAUGAGAGGGCACACAGCAGGCUAUGG